Molecule: messenger RNA, 1217 nt
Organism: Gastrolobium bilobum
Lineage: Eukaryota; Viridiplantae; Streptophyta; Magnoliopsida; Fabales; Fabaceae
Product: geraniol 8-hydroxylase-like
Exons: 2
Molecular function (GO): heme binding; iron ion binding; oxidoreductase activity, acting on paired donors, with incorporation or reduction of molecular oxygen
Source: RefSeq, a predicted model, not a curated record
GGUUAAAAUAUUUCUAUCAAACCAUACCCGAUGCUGUGUCAGCUGUCAACCACAAAGAGUACAGCAUGACCUUCAUGCCCAUCUCACCCCGUUGGAGAGCUUUAAGGAAAAUAUGCAAUGGUCAAUUAUUCGCCAACAAGACUCUUGAUGCCAGCAUAGACCUCAGGCGAAAGAAAGUGCAAGAACUCCUCGCUGAUAUCCAUCAAAACAGCCUAAAAUGUGAAGCUGUUGAAAUUGGAAGCGUGGCUUUCAAGACUGCUAUAAACUUGUUAUCAAAUACUAUAUUCUCUCUGGAUUUGUUUCACUCUACAGGUUCAGCUGGAGAGUUCAAGGAGUUGGUGACAAAAAUCAUGAAAGAGGUUGGAACGCCAAACUUGGCUGAUUAUUUUCCUAUUCUGAAGAUGGUAGACCCACAGGGUGUUAGAAGACGCACUGGUAGUUACGUUAUUAAGAUUAUUGACAUCUUUCGGUGCUUGAUCAAUCAACGAUUGAAUUUAAGGGAAGGCAAAUCCAACACCAUGAAUUACAUGUUAGACACUCUGCUCAACAUUUCUCAAGAGAACAGCCACGAAAUGGACAAUUUACAAAUUGAACAUUUAUUUCUGACUUUGUUUGUUGCUGGAACGGAUACAAUUACAACUACAUUAGAAUGGGCAAUGGCGGAGGUAAUUCGCAACUCAGAGGUUAUGUUGAAAGCAAAACAAGAGCUUGAGGAAACCAUUGGCAUAGGUAACCCGGUGGAUGAAACUGACAUUGCAAAACUCCCUUACUUAAAAGCAAUAAUAAAAGAGACUUUUCGAUUGCAUCCUCCGGUUCCAUUUUUAAUCCCUCGAAAAGCCAAGACAAAUAUAGAAAUAUGUGGCUAUACUGUCCCAAAGGAUGCACAAGUUCUAGUUAAUGUGUGGGCGAUUGGCAGAGAUUCAAGUGCCUGGGAUAAUCCAAAUCUGUUUUUACCAGAGAGGUUCUUGGGAUCAGAAAUUGAUGUUAAAGGCCAUGAUUUUGAGCUUGCACCAUUUGGUGCUGGGCGACGCAUAUGUCCUGGCUUGCCACUGGCUAUGAGGACAUUGCUCUUGAUGUUGGGUUCACUUGUCAACUCUUUUAAUUGGAAACUUGAAGAUCAUAUGAAAUUGGAGGAUAUAAACAUGGAUGACAAAUUCGGAAUUACGAUUGAAAAAGCACAGCCCUUGCGAGUUGUUCCGGUCAAAGUAAACAACUGA